This is a messenger RNA of Paramecium tetraurelia, 1296 nucleotides long. RefSeq lists its product as uncharacterized. The record is from RefSeq and is a predicted model, not a curated record. The transcript is spliced from 2 exons. Gene Ontology annotation, molecular function: protein binding. NCBI's taxonomy places the organism in Eukaryota, Ciliophora, Oligohymenophorea, Peniculida, Parameciidae.
AUGCAAUUUACUCCAAAAGUAUCUGAUUUCGACUUUGAGAGACCUUCAAUAAAAGUUUACAAACUGAGUUAGCAACUAGUCUUCAAUAAAGCUGUAUCUGAAUAAAAAAUAAGAAGAUCUAGAGCGAUUUCAGAUAUAUUAGAUUAACCCUCAAAAUAAAUGGAUUUCAAGGAGGAAAUAAAAAAGUUAGAACAAAUUGAAAAGCCUUAAGAGCUAAAAAGGGAAAUAUUUAGAUAAAUUAAACAAACUUGCAGGGAAUUUAGAAAUGUCGAAAGAGAAAGAGAUGGGUCAUUAUGGGUAAAAUCAUUUUGUACUAAUGAAAAAAUUUAACUAAGCAAAUUAUUCUAAGGAACUUAAAAUAUACAAACAAUAGAUUACAAAAAGUUUCAUUCAAGAAGAAACAGCAAAGUAGUCAUAAUUGCCAAAAAGAAGGAAGUUGAAGUUCCAAAAUUAUCUUAGUUAUUACAAAGAGCUUAAUAAUAACAAAGUAAACCUAGACCUUCGUAAAUAAGGUUAAGAUUAAAAAGCAAAAAUCUGUCUUAAGAAACUAUAUAAGAACAGGAAAUCUUUACAGAAAGAGAGUGUUAAGUUAAUUUAGCAACUCAUAAAAUAGAUGCCGAUACAAAGAAACCUAAUAAAGAAAUAGAUGGUCAAAAUAUGAAGGAAUUUGAUGAGAUGCUUCAAUUCUAUAAUCAAGACAGAAUAGUUAAAACCUCUUAGUAUAUUAUCCGUAGAAGAAUAGAUUAUAAAAAAAUAUUACAUGAGUUAAAAAAAAAACUAUAAUACGUCAGUAGAUUAAAUUUGGAUAUUUUUUAGGCAUUUAGUGAUCAAGUGAUUAGUUAAAAACCAUUCUAAAAAGAGCAUUCCUAUGAAUUUAUUUAAGCAGCAAAGCAAGGGAAAGAAUUUGAAGUCAAAGAGUUUAUAAAAGAUAACAAAUAUUUGGUUUAUGAUUUUGAUUAUAUUUACAUGACGGCUUUACAUUGGGCUUGUAAAAGAGGACACUUUGAAAUUGUUAGACUAUUAGUUGAAAAUGGGGCAGAUAUUGAAUUUCAAGAUAUCAUAGGAAGACCAACACUGUAUUUUGCCAUAAUUGGUAGAAGUGCUAAAAUUGUGAAAUAUAUCUUAGAUAAGAGGGCUGAUCCUUGGUCAACUACUGCAGUAAACUAUAACUAAUUGUGUUUGGAAUGCGAUCCAUCUUUUCAGUAAUUAAUUUCACAAGCAAGAAAGGUUCAUAUAACCUUAAAAAUGACAGCUCCAUCAUAAAGAGAAACUAUAUGGAGAAUAUUACGUAGAUGA